This is a messenger RNA of Castor canadensis (American beaver), 3689 nucleotides long. RefSeq names its product A-kinase anchoring protein 1 (gene Akap1). Lineage: Eukaryota; Metazoa; Chordata; Mammalia; Rodentia; Castoridae. Gene Ontology annotation, cellular component: mitochondrion; membrane. Gene Ontology annotation, molecular function: RNA binding; protein kinase A regulatory subunit binding. The record is from RefSeq and is a predicted model, not a curated record.
CGCGAGCAGCUGGCCAGCGGACCCCUGCCGGGCCCUGAGGGACAGCCGUCGGGGUGAUGGCGAUCCUGGGGUGCAGGUGCAGGGUGUGACGCGCGCGCCAGGUACCCCGGGGACGGAGACUUAGGACGCGGAGCGUGCCGUUGUCGGACAGACAAGUCUUGCCCUCCCUGGCCCUCGCGCCCCCUGGUCCUCCUACCCCGCCAGGUUGUGUGCCCGCGGGCUCCGGAUGACAGAUCGCGUGCGCGUGGCUCGGGGCGGCGCUCGGAGCUGUGGCUUUCCCCCCACGCGCGUCACCGCCCUCUGGGGCGAGGGCGAGGACGCGACGCCUGGGACGCCCCACCGCGCCUUAACUUUCCCCGAGCGCGCACACCCGCCCGUGAGGCGGAUCAGAGCGCGUCCCACCCAAGGUCGCCCAGCCCCACUCGCAUUUACUUUUCAAAGGUCGUGUGUACCCAGUCUGAACUCGGAGAGACGUUCGGCUGGGCGGGUUGUGGGCAGGGCCAGGUGCUCUGAAGGGCGAGGUCGUCUGCCCAAGCUCCUUGGAGACCCCUUCCCCUGCUGAGGACAGGAGUUGGAUUGGUUACUUCUGGAGCCUCACCUAACUUCUGGGUCGGGUUGUCUCGUCCCCCGGGUUGGUCCGGCGGCAGUGCCAAACUGAGCAGGCAUAACUACUUCACACUUCCAGGAUGGCAAUCCAAUUCCGCUCAUUCUUCCCCUUGGCACUUCCUGGGAUGUUGGUGAUCCUCGGCUGGUGGUGGUUUUUCUCUCGUAAAAAAGAGCAGGUCAGCAGCAAUGAUAAGCCGGUAGAGGCUGGUGCUGUAUCACUGAGGGCUGGCCACAAGGAAGCGCUCCCUACGGAAGAGGUCUGUCCUAGAGUCAUCGCCAUGCCUCCCAGUGUCACACAGCUGCUAGAAAAGGAACAGUUCACUGAAAGCAGACCUUCUGCAGAGCCUCCAGCCUUGUUGCAGGUGCACCCAGUCCGUCGCAGAUCAGAGUCCUCGGCCAGCCUCCCUAACACCACAGACAUAAGAUCACAGUCAGGAACACGCAGAGAUGACAGUGCAAAGGUGGAACUUGCACUGAUGGGUGACGAAGCCAAAUCUAUUCCUCUUGAAUGUCCCCGUCCAUCCCCAAAGGAUGUACCAUUUCCCCAUGAAGCAGCUGAAGUGUGUAAGCGAGAGUCUGUGUUUAGCAGGGUGCCAGGGAGGGGCUUGUCUGCCCAGUCUGUGGCUCCCACAGAGAAGCAUGGCACUGGUGAGAAGGCAAGAGAGACAGGUGGUGCUGAGGGGACUGGCGAUGCAGUGGUGGUGGGAGAGAAUGUUCUUGAAGAAAGUCUGUUGUCCCAGGAGUGUCUCUUAGAAUUGGAGAGCAACAAGGCCCUCAGCCUGGCCCCCUCAGGAGGUGGGGGAGAGAAGGGAAGCAGUGACUUUCCCCCAGUGGGCAAGCCCGUGCAGAACAAAGAGUGUGAAGAGUGCAUAGCUGAGUGCAUGGUGGGAAAGUUGCUAAGUAGUGUCAUCGAGUCUGCUCGUCUAGAGCUGGCUAAGGAGGAAGACACCCAGCUAACUCAGGCCCCAGGUGACAAAGCCCAGGACAAAGACCUGACUGGAGAGCUGGGCAAAGAGGAGACUUUGGACAAAAAUGAACAGAUUGAGCAGGCCGCCUUCCAGAUCAUCUCCCAGGUGAUGUUGGAAGCAACUGAAGAGGUGCUAGCCACCACAGAAGGCAAGGUUGCAGGUUGGGAGGAUCAGACCUCAGCCACUCAGUCUCAAGGGCAGAAAGAUGAGAGCUGUGCCCCAGUCAGCCGGAAAACUGUCCUGGGGCAGGAUGCUGCCGAGCCUGCUACAGCCACAGAAGGGUCUGCUGCUGGCCCACUAGCUACCACCCUUGCCUCACCAGACCUGCCAGCAGAGGCAGAGGACCUGUCACCACCAAAGACCUAUGUGAGCUGCCUGAGCAGCCCUAUGUCCAGCCCCACCAAGGACGAGAAGCCAAAGAACUCCGCACACCACAUCUCCCUGGCCCCCUGCCCACCACCAGCCACCCUCCAGGGAGAGUCAGUUGACAAGGCAAGCAUCCUGAGGGAAGAUGCCACUUGUGUCACCUGCAUGUCAGACAACAGCCAGAGUGUCCAAUCAGUGGUUUCUUCAGGCCAGUGCUCAGAUUCCGCCAGCACUUCAGGGCUUGAAGACUCCUGCACAGAGACCAACUCAAGCCCCAGGGACAAAGCCAUCAGCCCAUCGCUGCCAGACAGUUCUGAGCCCUUCAGCAAUGGGGUGCUGAAGGGGGAGUUGUCAGACUUGGGGGCUGAGGAUGGAUGGACCAUGGACACGGAAGCAGAUCACUCGGGAGGUUCCGACGGGAAUAGCAUGGAUUCCAUGGAUAGCUGUUGCGGGCUCAAGAAGUCGGACAGUCUCCAAAAUGCCCAGGCAGACUCCAACCCGAAAAAGGUCGACCUCAUCAUCUGGGAGAUCGAGGUGCCAAAGCACUUGGUCGGCCGUCUGAUUGGCAAGCAGGGCCGUUAUGUGAGUUUUCUGAAGCAGACAUCUGGUGCCAAGAUCUACAUCUCCACACUGCCUUACACCCAGAACAUCCAGAUCUGCCACAUCGAAGGCUCUCAGCAUCAUGUGGACAAAGCUCUGAGUUUGAUUGGGAAGAAGUUUAAGGAACUGAACCUCACCAAUAUCUACGCUCCCCCAUUGCCUUCACUGGCGCUGCCUUCCCUGCCAAUGACAUCCUGGCUCAUGCUGCCUGAUGGUAUCACCGUGGAGGUCAUUGUAGUCAACCAGGUCAACGCCGGGCACCUGUUUGUACAGCAGCACACACACCCCACCUUCCACGCACUGCGCAGCCUGGACCAGCAGAUGUAUCUCUGCUAUUCUCAGCCUGGAAUUCCCACCUUGCCUACCCCAGUAGAAAUAACGGUCAUCUGUGCUGCCCCUGGUGUGGAUGGGGCUUGGUGGCGAGCCCAAGUGGUUGCCUCCUAUGAGGAGACUGACGAGGUGGAGAUUCGCUACGUGGACUAUGGUGGAUAUAAGAGGGUGAAGGUAGACGUACUCCGGCAAAUCAGGUCUGACUUUGUGACCCUGCCAUUCCAGGGAGCAGAAGUCCUUCUAGACAGUGUGAUGCCCCUGUCAGAUGACGACCACUUUUCACCUGAAGCAGAUGCAGCCAUGAGUGAGAUGACAGGAAAUACAGCACUGCUUGCCCAGGUGACAAGUUACAGUCCAACUGGCCUUCCUCUGAUUCAGCUGUGGAGUGUGGUUGGAGAUGAAGUGGUGUUGAUAAACCGGUCACUGGUGGAGCGAGGCCUUGCACAGUGGGUGGAGAGCUACUGUGCCAGUCUUUGACCCUGGCCCCCAGAGCCACUGCUUGAGUCAUUUUGCACUGUUGAAAUUGGGCUUGGCCCUCAAGACAAAGAUCUAACAUCACAGUAACAUGCGGUGUCUUCUUGUGUCCUCUCCCCCACCCCCUCGCCCUGGGCGGUAUAGUCCUGUUGAAGAUCUCUCCUCUUGAGGAUCUGUGGGUUCUUUUCAGAGCCUUAGGAUGGUUUUCACAAGCCACUGGCUUAACCUCGUUCUAAGCUGUUUAAAGAAACAUUGAAGAAAGGCAUCUCAACCAGGUUGCCCGUGUUCCCUCCCCUUCUUCUUCCUUCCCACGCUUUCCCCACUAUACCCCAUAGACUGCCCCAG